GUCAUCCGCGCGCGCCGGAAGCGGCCGGCGGAGCGAGCGAACAUGGCGGCGCCCGGGGGAGUCGAGGAGUGCUGGCCCGAGCUGGCGGCGGCCGUGGCGGGCGGGCGGCGGGAAAUGCGGCUGGAGGCCGGCGAGGCGCUGGAGCGGCGGGUCCGCGAGGCCGGCGGUCGCCUUCCGGCCGCGCUGGGCGAGCUGGGCGCGGCGCUGCGCUCUCUGGAGGUCCGCGGCUGCCCGGAGCUACGCGAGCCCGGUGCGGCGCUGGGCCUUCUCUCGGGCUUGCAGGCGUUGGCGCUGCCCGGCUGCGCGCUGGGCCCGGCGGGGCUCUCCCUGGCCGGGCGCCUGCUCCCGAUCGGGCUGCGGUCGCUCGACCUGUCGGACAAUGGCCUGGAGGAGCUGCCGCCGCAGCUGGGCGGGCUGGACGGGGCCGGGGAGGAGGAGGUGGGCGGGGAGGCGCCGGCCCUGCCCGAGCUGCGGGUACUAAACCUGCGCCGCAACCGGCUGCGCGGCUUGGGCCCCGGGUUGGCCCGCUCGGCCCCCGCGCUGCAGGAGCUGCUGCUGGGCGGGAACCGGCUGCGGGCCCUCCCGGGGACGAUGCUGCCCCCGCCGCCCGCUCAGCGGGGUCGCCGGCCCGGCCCGCCGCCCUCGCCCCUGCCGCUGCUGGGCCUGCUGGAGGCAGCCGAGAACGAGCUGGAGGUGCUGGGCGCCGAGGUGGCCCGCCUGGCCGGGCUGAAGACUUUGGACGUCUCCAAUAACAAGCUCUCCGAAAUCCCAGCGGAGCUGGCCGACUGCCCAAAGCUGAAGGACGUCAACCUGAAAGGCAACGCCCUCAAGGACAAACGGCUGGAGAAGAUGGUGAACGGCUGCCAGACUAAAUCGAUCUUGGAGUAUCUGCGCCGAGGGAGAGGCAAACAGGAGGGUGGCGCCGAGAGGGAAGAAAGCCGGAAAAAGAAGCGGGAAAAGAACAAGAAGAAAACAGGUAGCGAUGACGAACUGGAAGACACCCAAAAACUGCUUGUGAAAAUUCUUCACAUCUCUGACAACUUGGCACCGUUGGUGGUGAAAGCCGGCCCCAGUGCGAAAGACGUCCGCCCUUACAUUGUGUGCUGUGUGGUGAAAGGCAUGGAUUUCAGCACAGGCAAUGCUCUGAAGAGGUUCCUCUCUGUGCAGACAAAACUCCACGAGGACCUUUGUGAGAAGCGAACAGCAGCCACCAUUGCGACUCAUGACCUGCAGCUGGUGAAAGGACCACUUGUUUAUGAAGCUCGGGCCCCAGAGGAGUUGAAGAUCGUCCCCCUGGGCCGGAAGGAGACAAAGGCCAACGACCUCCUUCGCCAAUUGCAGGCCGAAGCUGAGGAGCAACGGAAACAGAAAAAAAGACAGAAUAUCUCUGGAUUGUACAAGUACCUUCAGCUCCUGGAUGGGAAAGAAAAUUAUCCCUGCCUGGCUGAUGCCGAAGGUGCCGUGAUUUCGUUCCCUCCUAUUACGAACAGUGAGAAAACAAAGCUUGGGAAAACCACCACCGAUUUGCUUCUUGAAGUGACCAGCGGCACGAGCCUUCAGCUGUGCAAAGAUGUGAUGGACACCCUCAUUGUGAAAAUGGCCGAGUUGAACAAGCUGACUGCAGUCCACAAAGACGGGGAAGCUGGCUCAGAUCACGAAAUCCUCGCGCCAGAAGGCAGCCCCCCAAACAGCCCCCUGGUCUUGGAGCAGGUCCGGGUGGUGGACGCAGAGGGGAACUUAAAAGUGCUUUAUCCCUCAAAGACAGAUCUCCACUCCUCCCUCCUCACCGUCCUUCAUUAAGCUCUGCUGGCCAAACGCCUCAUCCGGGACUUUUCAUAAAAGUUUUUUGGGGGGGAGGGGAGGGGUCCCGCUGCUCAGCUCGUUCGCCACAGCAGGAAGCGCUGAGCUAUUUUAAGCCGCAUGAAUUUGGGAUCUUGAGAGUCGGACUUUUAGCUUGCUUUAAUCCCCCUACUCAGAUGGGGGGGUCAAUUUUGGUCCCUUGCCAAUGACAGCGCCAACUGAUUCCUCCCUGCGGAUAUAAUUUUGCUGUGCUGUGUGAUUGUGUUCCUUCCGUGGGAAAGAGGUGAGUGGGUGGCUGGUCUCCCUGAGUGCAGAUGAAAUGGGGGAACAUCCUAGGGGCAGAAGGAACCCCAGUAAAAAAUCACCGGAGGGUAGCUUUCCCCUAUCACAUUAUUUCCUUCCCCUUCUCCGUAAUGUGGAUUCUCCAGGAGCAGAGGGGUGCUAUGUCUUCUCCAGCUUGGCCCUGGGGCUUUGGGGUAGGGUGUCCCAAAUGGCCACCAACCUUUGCUCCCUCCCAACUGUGGGGCCCUUGCUGGUGUCUUAAGUUUAGUGGUUUUCUUGCAGACAUUUCGUGACACAGCUAGGUAACAUCGUCAGUGCUAGCAGAGAGUUGGUUUCUGGUUUCUAGCAAUGAUGUGACCUAGUUGGGUCAUGAAACGUCUGCAAGAAAACCAACAAACUCAGGAAGAAAGCACCUGCCUGCGUUCCAGGUUGUAGGGAAACAAACCUGAUUUUUAAAAUCCGAAUUUCCCCCUAAAAAUACACCUCCAAACACAAGGCAUUGGGCUAGCAAAUUUUACUGGAAAUUAAAGCUGUCUGGAUCCCCAGUUUUGGGGCACAAAUAAUCCCUCCCAAAAAAUAAAAAAAAUGUUUGAAAUCUCA
Messenger RNA from Crotalus tigris (Tiger rattlesnake), 2682 nucleotides. It is a transcript of the gene LRRC47, whose product is annotated as leucine rich repeat containing 47. Gene Ontology annotation, molecular function: protein binding; RNA binding; phenylalanine-tRNA ligase activity. Lineage: Eukaryota; Metazoa; Chordata; Lepidosauria; Squamata; Viperidae. The coding region runs from base 43 to 1800 and encodes 585 amino acids. Gene Ontology annotation, biological process: phenylalanyl-tRNA aminoacylation. The record is from RefSeq and is a predicted model, not a curated record. The transcript has 7 exons.